AUGUUCACAAUAUAUCAAAUGAUGAACAAAUACAAACAACUUCAGUCAGCUAAUAUCAAUCCGGAAAAACUUGCUGACAAAUUAUAUAAGCCUAUUACACGUGAUGAGAUCCGAAAUAGAAUGAUUGCUAUUGCUAACAGCAUACACCUUGCUAAAGUUCUCGAAUUCGCCAAAAAAGCAUACACUUGUGUCGCCAUCGAUGAAGGCAAGACACAUGAUUACCACAAUCUUGAUUUUGUCUUAACAAAUCCGUUGGAGCAAAUGAAGCCAUACCCAGUAGAGGCGAUAGAUAUGAAGGAUGGCCAGACAAGUCAGGAUUAUAAAUCCGCAAUAACAGCAGGAUUUAACAGAAUUGACAUUAGGAAAGUCAAGAUAGGUAGUGUGGUAGUUGACGGAGGACCAGCACAGUUAAAAUGCUUCAAAGAUACUUGGAAUGAUUCAUUCUAUCAUGACAGAGAUCCAAAAUACUACAAGAUAUUGCUUAUUCCCUGUUUGUGUCACAGAAUCCACAACAGCUAUCAAUAUAUUGCUGGCAAGAACAACCAGUUACAAAGUUUAGUAAAGGAUGUGCACAGAAUUGCAGAACUUUGUCGCAUUCAUGCUGACGAUAUAGGUGCACAAUGUCCACAGCAUGUAUCCACCAGAUGGAUAUAUGACUAUAAUAUAUGUGUCUUUAUUCUUAAGUACGAAAACAAAAUCAAGCAAUAUAUAAAUGUAGAUCACGAUAAAAUCGUACAAUUGAAAGAUUGUUUAGCUGUUCUUAAAAAGCUAAUCUUAGUAUUCGAAUCGGAUAAGGCAUUGUUGGCAAAUUGUUACAUUUGGCUUC
This is a messenger RNA of Trichomonas vaginalis G3, 826 nucleotides long. Its product is annotated as ribonuclease H-like family. The transcript has a single exon. The record is from RefSeq and is a predicted model, not a curated record. The annotation marks the transcript as partial. Lineage: Eukaryota; Parabasalia; Trichomonadida; Trichomonadidae.